CAAUCAUAUAAAUCGUCAAACAACAACAGGUAAUGCCGACAGACAAACGAUAUACGACUUUCCAAUGGAUAAGAGGCUAGUACUUUCUAUGAAACCGUGUUUAGCUUGUCCAAGUUAAUAGCCAAGGCAACUGUGGAUAAGAGGCUACCACUUUCUAUGAAACCGUGUUUAGCUUGUCCAAAUUAAUAGCCAAGUCAACUGUGGUAUAUGUGUGUAUGUAUAUAUGCGUAUGUAUAUCUGUGUACCAUUGGUGCAGAUGAUGUAAACCAGAAACAAGCCAGCGUCUUAAGAAACUGGAAAGAAUGUAUGUGACAAGGCCUCUGUCCAUGUUCAAAAGGUUCCCUCAAGCUCUGUCAGAAACUCCCCCAGAGGGUCCAAACUCUGGUAUUCUAGUAAUCCUAGAUGAAGAAGCUCAGCCUACCGGUUCCUCUUGUUUUGGAUUGUGCAAGAGUGGACUACUCCCAAACCUUCCUUUUCCGCAAAACAAAAACCUCAAAAUCCAAUAUACUGUUGGCCAGUCUACUGAAGUUAACCCUGUUAUCUUAAUUCCUGCUCUUGAUCAACCAUUGUCUUCUAAUAGGUACUAUGCAAUACAACCAAAGGGAAGCCACAUAGGGGAAGCAUUCACAAACUCAAGAGAGGAGGACAAGAGUACCUGCUGUUUCUGCAAUUGUAUUAAGGACUUAAAACCACAACCCUUCGACCAUCACAACAUGUAUCAGCAAUUCGAGAUUCGACGUCGAGACUGGGGCUGUUAUACGGCAAAAUCUGUAGCUCCUGAUGGUUUUCCUCCAUCAUUCUUGAGGAGAAAGGGUUGGACAGUGUAUGCCUCCACUCCAAAAGACUUUGAUUUAGCUGAAGCCAGAGGCCUUGACACAACUCUCCGCGCUCGCCUCCCCGACUUCAACAACUUCCCUUUAACGCAUAAAACUUCGCCAUCAGUAGUUGUAGGGAAGUGGUACUGUCCAUUUCUGUUUAUCAAAGAAGGAACACUCAAGGACCAGAUUAGCAGAUCAAGGUACUACGAGAUGACACUUGAACAGAGAUGGGAGCAGAUUUUCGCGUGCGAAAGUAGUCCGAAACAAGGCAAUCAAGUGUUUGUUGAUGUUAAUGUGCAGAAAGAAGUGGUUCAGUUUGGUGAUGGGAGGGAGGUUGUGCAAGACAAUAGCAUCGAUGGAGAGAUGUGGUUCCGCAGCCAGGCAGGGGAUGCAAUUGCAAGCGUGGGGUUGAGUUUGGCAAUUGUUGACAGAAUGAAAUGGGAGGAAGAGAGAUUUGGUUGGAGCAGCAAUGGGAAUGAAAGGGAAGUGAGAGUGAAGAGAGUUGAGGAGUUUAAAGGUAUGGGAGAGUGGACCAAGUUUGGGUGCUAUGUGUUGGUGGAGAGGUUUGUGUUGAAGAGAAUGGAUAGGAGUUUGGUUCUCACAUAUGAGUUUAGGUAUACUCAACAGAUUAGAGCCAAAUGGGAAUGAAAAUUCCUGCAGCAAUUCUUACCUGAUAUUAUAAGAAGAGCUCAUGGAGUAUGCUAAUUAUGUGUUUUUAAGCUAGUCCUAUAGCUACGGGGUGGUGUUCUAUUUAUUUGUAAAGUAUUAUUCUAUUGUUUCUCAUAAUUAGUUUCUCAUCUUUAUUUACAUAAAAUGCUACGCGUUAUUGUGCAAAUAACAUAUUUGUUUUGCUUUA
Molecule: messenger RNA, 1674 nt
Organism: Tripterygium wilfordii
Lineage: Eukaryota; Viridiplantae; Streptophyta; Magnoliopsida; Celastrales; Celastraceae
Exons: 2
Coding region: 303-1466 (387 amino acids)
Source: RefSeq, a predicted model, not a curated record